ACCACCAGUUCCUCAAGUUUCUGAUUCCGAGAAGUGUGAGCUCUAGUAGAGAGAGGAGAAGUGAGAAAGAAAGAAGGAAGUAGUAGCCUUGCUCUUGAGUGACAGGGAGGAAGUUGUGAGUGAGAAGAAGUGCUGAAAUUUCAGAGAGAUGUAGAGCUUGAUUAGUAGAGAUGCUGGCCAAUUAGAAACAAUAAAGAAUCCUCGGUCAACCACCCACUAACCAACCUUUAAUCCUCUCCACAAGUUUUGUUUGUUGCAAGUUGUUGUUAGGAUGAGCAAGUGGGUGAAGGCCGCCAGCGGUGCGAUCUCAAACCUAGGAUCAGGAAGGACAACGUGGAGUUCUUCAAGAGCCACGUCCGAGAUGAGCAUCGACGACCCGCCGCUAUCACAAGACCCUGCAUCUCCUUCGACGCCUCGACAACGAGUCCUCACCAAGCCAACCGAGCUAGGACUAAGAAAUUAGCGUGAAAAGAACAUCUAUAAGAAAUUGAAAGGUAAACCAUUCGGCCAUACUCAAGCAUUAGAUUUUCAACUUUUAGAAGAGGCCAGUAUGGAUAGAGAGCUCGAUAUGAUUUUCAACUUAGUGGGAUGGGGAAAUUUCUGGGAUAUUACUGAGAAUGGGUCAAAGCUACUUACGAUAGAAUUUCUUUGCACCCUGCAAAUGACUGAGCUAGGUGUUGCCUUUUUUAGGCUCUUCAAACAAUCUUUUACACUCACUUGGAGACAGCUUAGCAACCUCCUAGGUUUUCCACCCACUGCUGCCAUAGACUUAGAUGCUGCACUAGAAGACAUUAACCGACAUCAGUUUUGGCAAGAGUUUUCUAGAGACACAAAUUUCUAUCAACCAAGAGUUAGUCAGAUCGAGCACCCUACACUUAGAUUUUUACACAAAUGGAUAGGCAUUGUUUUCAUCUCUAGAGAUGACAUCCGCAGAGUUAGAGUCGGAGAUUUACUGUUGAUAUAUGCGGUUGUCAAGAAGAGACAAGUCUCUCCGGUGCGUCUCAUGGUUGAGCAUUGGUUGAGCAUACCGAGUUUGAUAGGAGAAAUUACUUGUACAUCUUUGACCACUCGUAUUGCUACUAGAUUAAAUUUGAUAGAAGGUGCAGACUUUGAGUACAUUCAGAACCAUAGAACUUAUAUUGGUUUUGAACACUUCUCUCAUGCGCAUUUGCUAAAAAGGGAACAUAUCGUGCUAUACAUGCUUUACACUAAUAGCAGGAUCCGGUUACCUAACCUGGGACUUGCCCUCUACUCUGUCAGUUCGCUUUUGAUUGAUUUUCAGGCUACACCAACGAGCCAAUUGCAACCACAGCGAUCUGCAUCUGUGAGGGUACCACAUCAGUCCGCACUAGGAUGGGCUAAAGCUGACCCUGAACUAGAAGAGCCGGCACAUGCUAGCUAUGACAGCUGGGGUGCACACAACUAUCGCAUGUUGAGGAACCCGUGGGAACAACAAACCACCAUGCCUGAAGGAGAGGAGCAGUGGCAGGAGCACCCAUACCACCAGCCUAUGUAUUCAUAUGACCCUUAUGGACCAUCAUCAUCUGCAGGACAUUCACAGGACUUAUAGUACGGACGAGCAUCCGAUGUGGGGUUCCACUACACUCAGCAGCACCACAAUGAGGAGUUGACAUUCCGUCGGCGCACCGACAACACCCUCCAUACCAUCCAAGAACAACAAGAAUUUCAGCAAGGGAUGUUGCAGAACCAUGGCGAGAUGUUGGCCCAGAUUCAGCAAGAACAACAACAUGAGAACGAUAACCUUGCGGCGUUGUUGGCCCAUUGGAACAUUUAGUGAACCACGUCAUCAGCCACCUUGGGGGAGGCUGCCCCUAGUUAUCUAGGUGGUCAUGGUCAUUAUGGAUAGGGAAGAGUGGAUGUAUAAGAUACCAAGGGUCAACAACAAUUUGACUUUUCUAGGACAUGUGAGAAAGUUUGCUGCCGCUGCAAAAAAGCACCAUGUGCAUUUGGAUCAAGAGCGCAUCAUUUGUCCAUGCAAUAGCUGCAAGAACAACCUUCUCAAGGAAGAUGACAUGGUGGAGUCUGACUUGAUCCAGCAUGGCUUCGUUAAGGAUUACACCGUCUAGAAGUAUCACGGUGAAGAAGCAGAUCCGAGUGCAACUAGUGCAUCUGGUGGAGGUAACUCAUCGACGAUGAAUGAUCAGGGACGACAACCAUGUACAGCGGUGCGCGGUGAUAGUGUGAACCGUGAUUCCAUAAUAGAAGCUCCCAGCAACAGCGCUAGAAAUGCUUGUUGGCAUCUCUUAUGUCACACUCGCUAGGUUGUCAUCCCGAACAUGACAUAAGAAAUGUGGUUAUACUUAUAAUCAUGGCACUUAUAAAAUAUGAAACGAAGUUUAUCCGCAAGCGCAUAGAUAAAA
This is a messenger RNA of Sorghum bicolor (sorghum), 2381 nucleotides long. RefSeq lists its product as uncharacterized. NCBI's taxonomy places the organism in Eukaryota, Viridiplantae, Streptophyta, Magnoliopsida, Poales, Poaceae. Bases 551 to 1570 code for a protein of 339 amino acids. The record is from RefSeq and is a predicted model, not a curated record. The transcript is spliced from 2 exons.